UCGUCACAGGUGUUUCAUGACAAACAAGCAGAGUUUCAUCUGGAGCUGCACAGUAAGAAACAGAGGAAAAUAUGAGAGCUGCUGUAACCUUCUUGGUUUUGGUGAAUUAUUUCACCAGCUGUCAUGGCUUGAGCUGUAAGGCUGCUCCGCUGCAUUUUUCUGCAGUCCAGCUUGAUGCUGGUCAAGGGAUGGUGGUGAUGACUGACACAUCCUCCAACGUCUUCUUCCUCAGUGGAUCAAGUUGGACCAAACUGGGCUCUGUUCCUCUCAAGCAUGUCUCAGUGGGACCUGCAGGGAUCUGGGGAGUCAACAAUGAUGACCAAGUCUAUAAAUUUGCUGGUGGUGAUUUCUUUCCUGUUUCAGGUCAGGAGUUGAACCAGUUGGAUGCUGGUGGAGAAGGUAAUGUAAUUGGGAUUACCGACAGCGACAGCAUCCACUGUCUCAAUGCCAGUAAUAUCUCACCCACUGAGCAGGAGGGCAGUUUGAACUGGAAUACUUUGUCAGGGCAACUGAAGCAUUUAAGCUGCAGCCCAAAUGUGUGCUGGGGAGUGAACUCCAAUGAAGCUAUCUACUACAUGGAAAUCUCACCCAAAAGCUGUAACACAAAAGGAUGGACUAAAGUUGAAGGAGAAGCAGUGAAGGCAGAAGUUGGGACUGAUGGACGUGUCUUUGUUGUAAAUAGAUUUGGAAAUCUCUUUGAAAGAGUUGGCAUCUCUGGCAAAACUCCAGGAGGUGCAGAUUGGAAGAAAAUUGAAUUCCAGAAGGACAUCAAGCAUGUGAGCUAUGACCAGGGACGUCUGUGGCUCGUGACUAAGUGUGAACUCAUCCUAGAGUGCACUCACUAACCAGCUGGAGGUCUUCGCAUGAUUCUUUCUGCAUUCAACUUAUGUUUGAGGGAUUUUUCUGUGUGUUUUUAUCAGAAAGUGAUUUAAAGCCUAGUUCUACAGUUUAACCAUGUUAGAGGUUUGAAUAAAAGUGGGGAUAUAAACAAUUUUAAUGAUUCUGCUCUUAAAAA
Molecule: messenger RNA, 1015 nt
Organism: Cyprinodon tularosa
Lineage: Eukaryota; Metazoa; Chordata; Actinopteri; Cyprinodontiformes; Cyprinodontidae
Product: fish-egg lectin-like
Exons: 5
Coding region: 72-845 (257 amino acids)
Source: RefSeq, a predicted model, not a curated record